Molecule: messenger RNA, 1314 nt
Organism: Homarus americanus (American lobster)
Lineage: Eukaryota; Metazoa; Arthropoda; Malacostraca; Decapoda; Nephropidae
Exons: 9
Coding region: 102-1121 (339 amino acids)
Source: RefSeq, a predicted model, not a curated record
UGCGAGAUACCCAGUGAAUGGUAGUAUACAGUAGUGAAGAGUGACAACCUGAUAACAGUAGCCCAGCUCACUGUUACCCUGUGACAUCUGAUGCAUUUAUUAUGGAGGGCAUGAGGUGCUGGUGUAUCCUGGGAGCCGUGGUCAUCUUCGUCGCCCAAGCCUUAGUUCAAGUCCCCGUCGGAGAUAUAAGGAAAACGGGGGAUGAUGUGGAGGUGGUCGCUGAGGAGGAUGAAGACACUGAGGGGGAGGUGGGCGAGGCAAAGGAACUCCUGCUCGACAACAACGGCGACGUGGAGGAGCCCGGCGACCACUGCAGCAGGUACUCCCCUCAGGAGGUCUUUCACACAGACAUCCAUCCUCGCCUCGUUAACAUCCUCGAUGAGCUGAGCCACUUCGUGGAGUCGGUCUUGAGUCGGAUCGAGUCAGCUUUAUACACACUCAUACCCCAUGUUAGCGAAUCACCUAUAGGGGAGACGAGCGUGGAGGAACUGUUCCCCGAGAUGAGACGCUUCAUGUUUGGUACGAUGAGGUCCGUGUAUGACGUCAUCAAGACAGCGUGGAAGGACACCAUCACCAGCCACGUGCAAGGCCACGCCACUCCUCUCUACACCCUCACCUCGCUAUCCGUUCUGAAGGAGGCGCAGCAUCAGGGGCAGGAGAAGCUGGUGAUAAGUCUACGAGAGAUGUCCAUCACACUCAAGGCUGUAGUGUUUAAUAGUAUCCACGUGAUCCAAACAUCACUCAAGUUACCUAACGACACGGACGAGCAUGAAGCAGCACUGGCCAUUAACAAGAAGGUUCCUAAGAUCGCUCCAAAUUUCCUGGGAUCGCUGAUAUCAAUGAUCCUGAAGCGUGGGAGUGAUCCGUCUGGCUACAAAAAGAUCCUCAAAGAGCCGCUAAGGUCCAUCAUCCCGUUUGUUGAUAAGAUGUACAGUUCCCUGGAAGACUUCAUUAGGUUAGGAGGCGAGGCAGUGGAUAUGGGGGACUUCUGGAUAAACAUGACGCAGGCCUCCCACCACCACCUACAGGAGUCGCCAAUCCUCGAGGAGGACUACGAGGCCAUCUACCAGAACGAGGAAUACCUGACAGAGUUGGUACUAGAGCUGCUCGCCUCCUUCUGAAGUAAUACUACAUAACACAAAUAUGUGCCUCGUUAUACUCAACAUUGUUGGAACAUGAACUAUGAAAAUACUGCAAUGCCUUCAUCUCAUGGUAUUCUAAACUUAUGAAAAAUUUUUAACACUUACACUGAACUUAAUAACUAAAUGUUACAAUGAACGUCUCUACCAAAAAUAAAUGAAUGGUUGAGUUACA